Orbicella faveolata is the source of this 4802-nucleotide messenger RNA. RefSeq names its product protein SDA1 homolog. Gene Ontology annotation, cellular component: nucleolus. NCBI's taxonomy places the organism in Eukaryota, Metazoa, Cnidaria, Anthozoa, Scleractinia, Merulinidae. Gene Ontology annotation, biological process: ribosomal large subunit biogenesis; ribosomal large subunit export from nucleus. The record is from RefSeq and is a predicted model, not a curated record.
AUUAAUGUGGACGAUAGGCCUAACCGUAGAAAGAAAGCUGCGUUUUCAAAUUUCUGCGGCGUAGUGUGGACGCCGCCUUACUUAUGCACCACGGCUGCAGCAUCAUCAACGCUACAGAAUGAAUUCUGCUGAAACAAAACUGCAUGGUCAUGAGCUCAGAAUUAAGUUCAUUGGAGUAAAGACCCAAAUGUACAGAGGGUUAUAAGCAUUGUAUUGAAUUGCUAUAAGCUUAAAUUCUGUGGUGAACUUGUCAGUUUUCACUCGACUCUUUGCUUCUUUAUGUAGCAGAGUUAUAUUUCAAAUGUGAUGGCUAUUUUUGUCGUAGUUCAUUAUUGCUUGUUUUCCUGCCGUAGACAACUCACCGCCAAUUCUGCCAUUUCUUUGGAUGAAACCUAACGACUUGACAAAUUCAAACAAACGAAACAAUCAACAAACCUAAUAAUUAUUUUUCCUCCCUCUACUUCCGGCUUUGUAAUCUCCAAGUGAUACCCAUUUUAAGCAUUUCGGCUCUCUGCGCGGAAACGCGGUUUGUCUUGAAAAAGAACUCUCAGUUUGUUUUAUGACAUAACAAUGGGGUGAAAAGCGCGUGCAAAAAUUAGCCAAUCAGAUUCGUCCUUGUUUUACGGGAUCCACUUAUUGCACGCGCUGUUUGCGCUCGCGCGAAAAGUAAGAAAAUGUUCUGUGGAAUGGAGCAAAGUAGCGAAGGCUGUAACGAAGGGCGGAGGGUGCACGUUGAGUGAAGGAGUCGGGCCUCACUGCCCCUUUAUUUCCCAUCAUUACUUUCAAUAUCCUCCUCUUCACUCGUCUCAUCACCCUCUUCUAGGAGAAAUUCACUUACGCAUUCUGUCUUUCUCUGCACCUCUUAAUACAACCCUUUCUCAAACGAUCGUUUCCUCUGCUACACCCGGAGCGAAGCAUGACAAGGAAAGCAGGGGACAAAGAGCCUGGGGACGAGCUACCCCCGUAUACUGCCGGUUUCUGAGCCCGCAAUGAAGCCAGUGAAGAAAAAAGCUAUUUCAUAUAUCUUCGAGGAUAUCUUCAUAUACGAGUACACAUCAGAGAAUUUCAGAGCGAGGUAAAAACAUGGCUGACGAUGCAGCGGUGAACGACGACAAUAAUACAGCUCAAUCUUUUCUCUUUUAUAUUUUUAUUUAAACCGGCAUGAGUGACAGAAACAGAAACAGGUUACCAAAUAACUUGCCACAGUUGCAAAACCUGGUAAAAAGAGAUCCAGACUCGUACAGAGAGGAGUUUCUUCAACAGUUUAGGCACUAUGAAUCCAACCUGCAGAUUUUCAAGCUUGAUCCCUCAAAUGCAAACAAAACCCUUGGAGAUUUGGUUAUGUUCAUCAGCCAGGUUGCACAUUGCUAUACAGAUGAAUUGGAACAUUUUCCUCAAGAGCUUAUAGACGUCCUGCAGAGACAUCACAGUGUCAUGGAUGCUGAGCUCAGAAUGAUGAUUUGUAGAGCUCUUAUACUUCUUCGAAACAAGAACUUAUUAUCACCUACAAGCCUUCUGGAGCUGUUCUUUGCAUUGUUCAGAUGUAAGGAUAAACUUCUAAGACAGGUGUUAUACAGUCAUAUUGUCACAGACAUCAAAAAUAUAAAUGCAAAACACAAGAAUAAUAAAGUGAAUACUACUCUUCAGAAUUUUAUGUAUACAAUGCUUCGAGACACCAAUGUCAUAGCUGCAAAAAAAUCACUGGAUGUAAUGGUGGAGCUUUAUAGAAAAAAUAUAUGGAAUGAUGCAAAAACUGUCAAUGUCUUGACCACAGCUUGCUUUUCAUCUGUGACAAAAAUUGUGGUUGCAGCUUUGGCAUUCUUUCUUGGAAAAGAUGAAGAAAAUAAAGAUAAAGAAGAUAGUGAUAGUGAUCAAGAGCCAGACCAAUCAGCAAUUAGAAGAAUGCUUCAUGCAAGUGGAGUGAACAAGAAAACCAUAAAAAAGAAACAGAAAAUUGAGAAGGCCAUGGCAGCUUUUAAGAAACACAAGAAAAAAUGCAAAACUCCAACAGCUGGGAACUUUUCUGCUCUUCACCUUAUUAACGAUCCUCAGGGUUUUAGUGAGAGAUUGUUCAAGCAGCUAGAGACAUCAACAGAGAGAUUUGAGGUGAAAUUAAUGAUGAUGGACCUGAUAUCAAGACUUACCGGCAUUCACCAGCUUUUCUUGUUCAAUUUCUAUCCAUUUCUCCAGCGAUACUUGCAGCCACACCAGAGAGAGGUCACCAAGCUACUGACGUGUUUUGCGCAAGCGUGUCACGACCUUGUUCCUCCAGAGGUUAUUGAGUCAGGCCUAAAAGCCAUCGUAAAUAAUUUUGUUACAGAGAGAAACUCCAAUGAAGUCAUGGCUGUUGGUCUAAAUGCUGUCCGUGAAGUGUGUGCUAGAUGCCCACUGGUGAUGACAGAUGAGUUGCUUCAGGAUUUAGCUCAGUACAAGACGUCUAAAGAUAAAAGUGUGAUGAUGGCAGCUCGAUCCCUGAUACAGUUAUUCCGUGCCGUAAAUCCAGCUCUUCUUCACAAGAAAGACAGGGGUAAACCAACAGAGGAAAGUAAAAGCAUUACAGUGAAACAAUAUGGCGAACUGAAAACAACAGACUUCGUUCCUGGGACGGAGGUGCUUGAUGAUGAAGGUGAAGAAGACGACAACAAUGAAAAAGAUCCUAACCAAGAUGAGUGGGAAAGUGAUGAGGAUGAUGACGAGGGUGAAUGGAUGGAUGUUUAUCAUUCGUCAGACGAAGAGGAAGAGAAUGAAGAGGAUGAUGAGAGAAAUAGCGAAGAAAACGAAGGAGAAGUUGAAGAAGAGGAAGACUUGAAAACCAAGGCGACGAGAAUAAGUCAAACCAGAAUUCUCACGGAUGAGGAUUUCAAAAAGAUCAGGUUACGCGAAAUAGCAAAGCAGAUUGAUCCAAAAGUGGGCAUGAAACGAAAGCGUGGAGCCGACAACACAGGGCCCGCGGAACGGGGUGAGCUAAUUUCCUUGGGAGACAUUGAGAACAUUCACAAGAAGAGAAAACAUGACAAGGAAUCGAGACUAGAGACUGUGAUUGCCGGCAGACAAGGCAGGGAAAAGUUUGGCUCAAAGAAAGCGACCAAGAAAAGGCUGAACCAGUUUGCUAGUACAUCAAACAAGGAGAAAAGACGAAACAAGAAUUUCAUGAUGAUGCGGCACAACAGAGAUGUCAGAGGCAAAACAAAACGUUCAUUCCGAGAUAAGCAGAUGUCACUGAAGCACGCACUCCUCAAAAAUAAGAAAACGAAACACUGACAAAUGAACGUACAUUUGACUUGGAAAUGUACCCAAGGUUUGCGCAAUGGUGGGCGUUGAAAGUCGUGACUUUUGUCAAGGAGGAUGAGACAGCCCGAGGAAAUCAGGCGUGCCUGAGAUUUCAAUCUACGGAAGGCUUCGAAAACUGAGGGCACGGGUGUAGCUUACUGUGCCUAUGGGAAGAAUUCGGUACAUGACUGAAAUUAUUUUUCUGCCAGCCCUAGAGGAGUUUCUUAAAAGGAUUGAAACUGAUAAAUCUAGGGAAGGAUUGUGGAGCAUUUAGCGCGGAGUAAUCGCUUCUUGAGUGCUUUUUUUUCUUUUUUAGCUGGCGAACUUUGCACGCAAAUAAGAUUAAACUGCCUGUAGAAUUGCUUCUUGAGUGGUUCUGCUUUUUUUAGCAGGCGAACGUAGCACGCAAAUAAGAUUGAACUGCCUGUAAAAUCAUGGCAAUUUGCAUGUACAAAAAUACAUUGACAGAAAUACACGUGUUUUGAAUAAAAACAUGAUUACUUCAAUUCACCAGUCGUUUUGUUUUGAUUACAUGUUGUAAGACGAAAACGUGCUGCCUCGAUUAGACAGCUGGUUUCAAGGCAAAGUUCAGUUGUAUAGUUGCAAGACAGUGGAAGACGUGACUAGCAAAGAAUAAAAAAAAAUACUUUUUAAGUGUCAGCCAUUUGACUUUCCUACCCUCUUGACAAAAGCUGUAACUAUUUACUCUGCACGUGUGAUCUGCAGUUGAUUUUUGUGAUCGCAUAUAAAGAGAACCUACAACACGGUGAUUGUUAUCAGUCCGUAAUGUACAUUGCAAGAUCACAUUUGAUCUAGAUUUGUUAGCUCUGUUUUUGCCAAAACAAAAUUCUGCCACGCUUACAUAGCAUUUUGUAUUGUAUGAUUAAAUUCAAGUUGUACAUGUUUAAUAUUUAAUUCUGCUAUUUAUAACCUUUUUCCCAAAUUAAUUUUGCUGUACUAAAACCAAAAUACAGAUAUUUUUAAAAAAGUGCAUUGUUUUGAUUUCUUGAAGUAUUUCUAAAUAAAACCGGGAUUUGCUUGACAUAAGUGAACACCAUUGUUUUGUUUUUAAUACCGUGAAAUGGCGGCCAUCCCCGCAGGUGGAUAUUAGUUGACUUACAGACGCCAGUUCCCCUCACGCAAUUUCGCGUGCAAAGCGCAAAAUUAAUUCUUAUGCAUUUUCACAUAGUUUAUAAAAGAGCGCUCAAAUGUAUCCUACAUUUCACUUCAACAUUAACUGGUUUUAAAAGAAAGACAGAAGUAAAAAGGUUCCGCCGAGAUUUGAACUCGGAUUUUGGGAUUCAGAGUCCCAAGUGCUAACCGUUACACCACGGAACCAACCCGUGACCUCGAGAGGCAAAAUUAUCCGUUUUAAAGCUCUCGCAUAUUUUCGACAUUUGUCGGAAUAUCUUCGUGACCCGAUCCGUAGGCGUGUCGUCAUCGGCACGCAAACCUCGUAAAGCCAACUUCCUAAUUUGGAACGGUUGCGAUAUCGCGAAGGAGGUGUCAACCAAAUAAGGAAAGCCGAUAAC